Molecule: messenger RNA, 534 nt
Organism: Fundulus heteroclitus (mummichog)
Lineage: Eukaryota; Metazoa; Chordata; Actinopteri; Cyprinodontiformes; Fundulidae
Product: cystatin-A-like
Exons: 3
Coding region: 22-351 (109 amino acids)
Cellular component (GO): cytosol
Molecular function (GO): cysteine-type endopeptidase inhibitor activity
Source: RefSeq, a predicted model, not a curated record
AAAGCAGAAACCAGAAUCAGAAUGGCUAAACUUGGAGAAUGGUCAAAGAAUAAACCUGCCACUGAUGAAAUCCAGGGGAUUUGCUCUGUGCUGAGGAGUUAUGUGGACAAUAUUACAAAAAGAACUUACAAGGAAUUCAGAGCAUUUGAGUACCGUGAGCAGAUUGUGGAGGGAAAAAACUACCUUAUUCGGGUUUAUGUUGGGGAAGAAGCAUUGAUUGAUCUGAUCGUCCAUGAACCUAAACCUCAGAAAACUCCUGGGGAAUUGUGGCUGAUUGAGUUUGACCUGAGGGGAAUCAAUCAAAACCAGAAACCAGAUGAUCCUCUAGAACCCUUUAAAGGCUUCAACUAAUGCAAAGAGGCGACCUGUUUCUAUUUUCUGCAGAUUGCUGUCUCCAAGAAAUUUGUUGUAUUUUGAUAUCUGCAGUCAAUUUAAACAUCCUCAAUUAACAAGACUGUCAUUGACACGGUUUACUCUUGUCAGCAUUGGAUGUAUGCUGCAAAAGCAAUAUAAACAAAGAUUUUAAAAAUUAAU